GUCCAGAGCUCCAGGCUGCCAUUGUUGUCUGAUGCCAUGCCAGCACCAGCUCAUCUAUUUCCAUUGAUUCGUAACUGUGAGAUCAGCAGAAUAUGCAGCACUGUGUGUUACUGCCACCAUAAACAUCUGUGUUGUUUAUCAUCCCAUUUUGCUCACAGUCACUUCAGAUAUGCACCUCAGAAGAAAUCUGCAGCACUUUGUAGGCCAAAGGAGGACUUCAGUCACUUCAUUCACAUGAGGGAUUAUGCUUCCACACCACAGAGGUUUUACCUCACUCCUCCACAGGUCAACAGCAUUCUGAAGGCAAAUGAAUACAGUUUCAAAGUUCCAGAAUUUGAUGGUAAAAAUGUAAGUUCUGUCCUUGGCUUCGAUAGUAACCAGCUGCCUGCUAAUGCUCCGAUAGAAGACCGGAGGAGUGCUGCCACUUGCUUACAGACAAGAGGAAUGCUUCUGGGUGUGUUUGAUGGCCAUGCAGGUUGUGCUUGUGCUCAGGCUGUCAGUGAAAGACUAUUUUACUACAUUGCUGUCUCUCUGUUACCUCAUGAGACUUUACUUGAAAUAGAAAAUGCUGUGGAAAGUGGCAGGGCUCUGUUGCCCAUUUUACAGUGGCACAAGCAUCCCAAUGAUUACUUUAGCAAAGAAGCUUCCAAGCUUUACUUCAAUAGUCUAAGAACUUACUGGCAGGAACUCAUUGAUCUCAACAGUGGAGAGACUACUGAUGUGAAAGAAGCUUUAAUUAAUGCUUUUAAGAGGCUUGAUAAUGAUAUUUCUUUGGAAGCUCAAGUAGGAGAUCCAAAUUCUUUUCUCAACUACCUAGUACUGCGAGUAGCAUUUUCUGGGGCGACUGCCUGUGUGGCCCAUGUGGAUGGUGUUGACCUGCACAUUGCAAACACAGGUGAUAGUAGAGCAAUGCUUGGGGUUCAGGAGGAAGAUGGAUCUUGGUCUGCAGUUAACCUGUCUUAUGAUCACAAUGCGCAAAAUGAACAGGAAGUGGAACGUGUGAAAAUGGAGCAUCCAAAGUCUGAAGAGAAAAGUCUUGUGAAACAGGAUCGUCUCUUAGGUCUCCUGAUGCCUUUCAGAGCUUUUGGUGAUGUGAAGUUUAAGUGGAGUAUUGAACUACAGAAGAGAGUAGUAGAAUCAGGCCCAGAUCAGCUGAAUGAUAACGAAUAUACAAAGUUUAUUCCUCCAAACUAUCACACUCCCCCAUACCUCACAGCUGAGCCAGAAGUCAUCUAUCAUAGAUUGCGACCACAGGACAAGUUCCUGGUUUUGGCCACAGAUGGGUUGUGGGAGACAAUGCACAGGCAAGAUGUGGCUAGGAUUGUAGGGGAGUACCUCACUGGUGUUCACCAUCAACAGCCAAUAGCUGUUGGUGGCUAUAAGGUAACUCUGGGACAGAUGCAUGGUCUCCUAACAGAAAGGAGAGCAAGAAUCUCUUCAGUCUAUGAAGAUCAGAAUGCCGCAACUCACCUGAUACGUCAUGCAGUGGGUAACAAUGAGUUUGGCACUGUGGAUCACGAGCGAUUGUCCAAGAUGCUUAGUCUUCCAGAGGAGCUGGCUCGGAUGUAUAGAGAUGACAUGACAAUUAUUGUAGUGCAGUUCAACUCCCACGUUAUAGGGGCAUGUCAAAAUGAGGGACUGUGAAUGUACUGUAAAGAACUACUUACCAAAGUUGUAACAUGGCCAGUAUGAGCAGCAAAUGAAAAACCACACAACAGUAAAACCCCAGAAACCCCUCGGCAAACAAAUUGGUUUCAGCAUUUCUAUUGUUCCUGCCUUCCCGCAGAGCUCUA
Molecule: messenger RNA, 1793 nt
Organism: Merops nubicus (carmine bee-eater)
Lineage: Eukaryota; Metazoa; Chordata; Aves; Coraciiformes; Meropidae
Gene: PDP1
Product: pyruvate dehyrogenase phosphatase catalytic subunit 1
Exons: 1
Coding region: 37-1644 (535 amino acids)
Biological process (GO): protein dephosphorylation
Molecular function (GO): cation binding; protein serine/threonine phosphatase activity
Source: RefSeq, a predicted model, not a curated record